AUGGCGAACACGACGUUAGCAGACAAUGGCCAAUGGAACAGCAAACCAGCGUGGAAGCUGCCGGGAUGGUGCGAACCUGUUAUGGUUGCCAGCAUCCUGUUCUUCGCCAUGUUCAUAACACGAAAGCGCGACUUUAAAAUCUUCGGCCGGUCAUCACAGCGCACCGGCUUCCUCGACAACACCCCGAACGAGUCUACCGACCGCCUCCUCCAGUCCGACAGCGACAGCGAAUUCGACGAGAUUAGCGCGGUUAAGAACCCCAACGCAUCCAAAAUCCGAAGCAUCUUCUGCUGGAGGGUUACAACACCCAACACAUCGCGUUUCCGCCACCAUGUCCACAGUCGCAUACUGCAGCGCUUCCCUUUCUUGAUUGAGAUGUUCUAUUGGGUUAUCAACUAUGCAUUCUACCGCAUGACUGGCGUCGUAUCGGCCAAGCUCUUCGCUGGGCGCGGGAUAUGGGACGUAUCUCAGGAACACGGGAUUGCAGUACUGGAAGCGGAGGAGUUUGGCCUCCUGAGAUUCCUGUUCCCGGUCCGAGAGAGGGACGUACAACAGUGGUUCAUGCAUGGACACCAAGAUGCGCUUACGGUGCUGAACAAGUGCUAUGCGCUGAUCCACAUCCCUGGAACUGUUGGCUUCAUCUGCUGGUACUACUACGUAGCCCCGUCGUUUGACACCUUCGCCAUCGCCCGCCGAACCCUCACCCUUACCAACUUCUGCGCUUUCAUGACCUUUGUUGUAUACCCAUGCAUGCCACCGCGACUUCUACCCAAGGAGUACGGCUUCCUCGACACCGUCCGCCAUGACGACGCACAAAGUGUAUGGAUGAGUGGCAAGUUUGUCAAUCAACUCGCAGCGAUGCCCUCGAUGCAUUUUGGCUACGCAUUCUGCAUUGGCAUGACCAUGAUCUACCACUCAGGUCUCUUCCGCCGCACCUUGGAACAGGGCGAAGUGCGCAAGAACGCCUUCUGGAAGAUCUUCUACCUGAUUGUUGGAAUAGGAUACCCCUCUUUCAUCCUGACGGUCAUUGUUGCCACGGCCAAUCAUUACUUCAUGGACGCCUUGGUGGCUACCUGCUUCGUCUUCUUCUCGUUCCUUUGCAACAAGGUCUUCUACGUCUUCAUCCCGCUCGAAGAUCUCCUGCUCUACGUUAUCCGGGCAGACAAGCCCGUUCCUACAACCGGUGACCGCUUCCACGAGAAGGGUGGCCGGUUAUAG
This is a messenger RNA of Alternaria novae-zelandiae, 1218 nucleotides long. RefSeq lists its product as uncharacterized. The transcript is spliced from 3 exons. Bases 1 to 1218 code for a protein of 405 amino acids. Gene Ontology annotation, molecular function: inositol phosphoceramide synthase activity. Lineage: Eukaryota; Fungi; Ascomycota; Dothideomycetes; Pleosporales; Pleosporaceae. Gene Ontology annotation, biological process: inositol phosphoceramide metabolic process; sphingolipid biosynthetic process. Gene Ontology annotation, cellular component: inositol phosphoceramide synthase complex. The record is from RefSeq and is a predicted model, not a curated record.